Messenger RNA from Sorghum bicolor (sorghum), 2679 nucleotides. RefSeq names its product YTH domain-containing family protein 1. Gene Ontology annotation, molecular function: mRNA binding. Gene Ontology annotation, biological process: mRNA destabilization. The record is from RefSeq and is a predicted model, not a curated record. The coding region runs from base 293 to 2269 and encodes 658 amino acids. The transcript is spliced from 9 exons. Lineage: Eukaryota; Viridiplantae; Streptophyta; Magnoliopsida; Poales; Poaceae. Gene Ontology annotation, cellular component: cytoplasm.
AUCACCGCCUUCGAAUCGCUAAAACCCCUCUACCUCUUGGCUGGCGGCCUCCUUCUCCCUCCCCUCGCGUCUGUGGCGGCUAUCCCUUCACUCUCCUCGCCUCGUCCCCCCCUCCCCUUCCCUAGGGUUUAUCCUCUACCACCACCUACCCACCGCCUCUCCCCGCCAUAGACAAGAAUUAUCUUAUCGAAUUAUUACAUCGGCCUUGGAUCCGAUUCAGGAGCAGCUGCGUGGUGGUGGUAGCUGCGGCAGGCGUCUGUCCUAGAUCGAAUUGACUCGGAGGGAAGAAGCCAUGGCGACAGUUGCUCCUGCCCCUACCGCUGCUGACCAGACCACCAAUCUCCUGCAGAAGCUGUCCCUGGAGAGCAAGGAUGGCUCCGAUGCUGCCAAGAAGCCUUCUGGGAUGCCAUAUGGAUCUGCCCAUGCUGGAGAUGCACAGAGCGCUGCUUCGCAGGUGGAUAGGUCGAUAACACCUCUACUACAAGAGGCCAUGGAUCCUAACUUCUUCUACCAGCCCAAUGCAUAUGCCUCUCCAGCCUAUUACUUUCCUAGUGGUUAUGAUGGCUCAGCCAAUGAAUGGGACUCAAGGUAUUCUGGUCAUGAAGGAAUGGAGAUGCCCCCUAGUGUGUACGGAGACAUGUACCAUGGAUAUGGCUAUGCUCCAUAUGGGCCAUAUCCUUCGGGUUCUCCUGUACCAACUGUUGGGCAUGAUGGCCAGUCAUAUGGCUCUCAGCAAUAUCAGUACCCAACUCAAUAUUACCAGCAACCAACCCCAACAAACGCAAAACAUGGUGUAAAUGUUGCCAGUUCUCAACCUGAACCGCCCUCUGUUGCUAGUCAGCAGGCACGAGUUUUGGUAGAUGCAACAAAAGCAACUCCAAACAUGAGUGCUAAUGGUAUGACAACUGCUCACAACAGUUCGCUGCCGCGUAAGCAAACCCACCUGAAUGUAUCAGUAGCAAACAAUGGUUCAUAUGGAAGAGGACCUAUGCAAGGCGGUGGACCUUCUGCAAGCAAUUAUGGUCACAAUGGUGUUCGUUCUCCAGCUCAAUGGUAUGAUGGUCCAGUUUACUCGAAUGGGCACCAGAUACCAACUGCUAGUUCCACAUCUUACCGUUCCAAUUCAUCUUCUACGAAAAGUCAGAGCCAGCGUCCAACAACAAACCUCAUGGGUAUACAUGCACAGAUGCCUUCGUCUGGAAUGGGUCUGACCUCACCUAGCUAUUCUUCUAGGAUGUACCCGGACAACAGAUUAUAUGGACAGUAUGGUCAAUACGGGAACACACUGAAAGGUGGCCUUGGUUUUGGAUCAAACAUGUAUAACUCGAGAAACAAUGGGAGGUGGGGAGUUGUGGAUACCAAAUACAAGCCCAGAGGGCGUGCACCUUUUGGUUUUAGUGGUGAGAAUCAAGAUGGCUUUACUGAGCUGAACAGAGGACCAAGGUCUGGUGGUUUCAAGCACCAAAAACAAUUCGGGCCUACUGUCACUAUUGCUGUGAAGGGCCAGGCCCUCCCUUCAGCGGGGAAACAGAACAGUGCUCUUCCAGACAAAGGCCAAUUUAACCAGGAAGGAUUUCCUUUAGCCUACAAGGAUGCAAAGUUCUUUGUAAUCAAAUCAUAUAGUGAGGAUGACGUGCACAAGAGUAUAAAAUACAAUGUGUGGGCUAGCACACCUAAUGGAAAUAAGAAGCUGGAUGCUGGGUACCGAGAGGCUCAGGAGAAAUCCAGUGACUGCCCAGUGUUCUUGUUUUUCUCUGUGAACACAAGUGGUCAGUUUGUUGGUGUUGCUGAAAUGGUUGGUCCUGUUGACUUUGAUAAGACUGUGGAGUAUUGGCAACAAGACAAGUGGAAUGGCUGUUUUCCACUCAAGUGGCACAUAGUCAAGGAUGUGCCCAACAACAUCUUGAAGCAUAUUACACUGGAUAACAAUGAUAAUAAGCCUGUGACAAACAGCCGUGACACACAAGAGGUUAAGCUGGAACAAGGUCUUGAGAUGUUAAAGAUUUUCAAAGAACAUGUUACUAAAACAUCAAUUUUGGAUGAUUUUAGUUUUUACGAGAAUCGCCAAAAGUUGAUGCAGGAAAAGAGGGCAAAGCAGCAACUGCUUCAAGGCCAGGGGGGCGAUGUUUCUCAAGAAAAGGACAAGGAUGCAACCAAUGGCAAACCAGGGGCACAGAAACAUGCAUUGAGCAAGGAAGGCAUUCCUGCUGAGGCGGCGGCUAAUGCCUCCAAACCUGUAGCUGAAAGUGGCAUAUCAAAUGGCAACUGAGCAUCAUGUAUACUGGUCGCCUUAUCCGUGCAUAUGCUGCAGGUUUUGUGGUAUCUGCAAAUCAAAACCUAUUGUUUCUGCCUGAAUUAUAGACUUCGUUUGGUACUGGAGUUCAGCUCAUCAUGGGAAUGAACCAGAUUUUACUUAUUUUGUCUGUUUAUUAUUAGUUGUGUGACUGGUCUUUGGUGUCUUGGUACCCGUGUUAGGCUUCUUACAUACCCUGUGACACCUGGUUUGUUGUAACCCUUGCUUUUUUUUUUCCCUUUUUGUUUUAGCUCUAUUAUUGUUAGCGAGGCAGCCGAUUUCCUAUACUUCGAACAACAUUAAGGUAGUUUUUUUUGGCGUGUUGCGGUACUGUGGAGAGUAAUAAAAGACAAAAAAGACUCUAGGUUUAAUCCAUUUUAUCCCCA